CUGGCUCUAGUUUACGGAGUACAACCAGAUCAAUUCAAAGUCCCGAGUUAGGUAGAUUCCGGGAGUACGAGUACCAUUGGGGGGGAAAAGAGAGACAAACAAACCAAAAUAAAAAUGACGACUCCGUACCCUUACCAAAAAGAACUCGAGGUCGGACUCUCGGCCGUCCGACGCGCCGCUCUCCUCACCAAGACCGUCCUCUCGUCAGUGGACAAGGGAGCGCAGACCAAGGACGACAACAGUCCCGUCACGAUAGCCGAUCUAGGUGCACAAGCACUUCUCAUAAGCGCCAUACACCACAAUUUUCCCGACGACCAGUUUGUGGGUGAAGAGUCAUCCGAAACGCUCAGAAAAGACCAAGGUCUUUGCGAUCGAGUAUGGGACCUGGUUCGGACGACGGGUCAAGAGUGUCAUGACUUCCAGCAUAUUCUCUGCACGGUCGCCUCGAGAGAAGACAUGCUGGAAGCCAUCGACCGCGGGGGUGGUGGUCGCGGCGGGAACUCGGGUAGGAUCUGGAUGCUCGACCCGAUCGACGGGACCAAAGCAUUCAUGACGGGAGGACAGUACGUCGUCGCUCUCGCCCUGGUUGAAGACGGGGAACAGCGCGUCGCUGUUCUGGGUUGUCCGAACCUGAGCCUCGAACGGUUCGGUGAACGAGUCAGUGAUGAGACCGCGGACCCGGGAGGUGAUGGCGUCGUGGUGUCGGCGGUGCGUGGCCAGGGGGCCUACAUGAGACCUCUGUCUUCCGUACUCUCUCCCCAGUCGGACUCCGAGGUGCUACGCAGAAUCAGUAAACCACCGCGGAGGUCUGGACAGCCUGUUCAAUUCGUCGAGUCGACACAGAGUCGGUCGAGCGACCUCGACGCCCACCGAGACGUCGCGACAAUCCUAGGCUCCAAGUGGCCCGGCACCGAGGUGUUUGCGAUCCAGAUGCGGUACAUCGCCGUGGCCGCGGGACACUGCGACGUCAUGGUCCGGAUUCCCAGCGACGACACGCAUCGCGAGAUGGCCUGGGACCACGCCGGUGGGGUGCUGGUCCUGCAAGAGGCGGGCGGCAAGGUCGAGGAUCUCGACGGGAAUCCGAUCGACUUUGGAGCGGGGAGGAAAUUACAAUCCAAUCAUGGCAUCGUUGCGGCCUUGAACGACGUGCACCCACGGGCUUUGGAAACAGCACAAAGAGUUGUACGAGAUCGAUCGAAACCAUCAUGAUCACCACCACCACUUGACAAUGGCUUUUUCACAGACGUUCUAUAUCCUUCCAACCCCCAGUGCGCAAGCCAAGAAGUUAUACGAAUAUGCGACACACGACGGUGCCAUACAUACAAACACUGUCUCUGUACUAGACACUCAGAAAAUCCCUUCUUAUUGAACGAUCCGACCGAGAAUGGACUCCUACUCCCGCUGCAACCCAAGUUCUUUCACUUUUUACAGUACUUUAGUCCCAGCCGUUGCAGUUGUCGAGCCAGACUUCGGUGCUGCAUGCAACAAAGUUUGUGAUGGCACGCUUGGCCUUGUUCUCGACCGGGGCAGCUUCGACAGGUGCAGCUUCAACGUCUCUCUUGACCACUGCUGGCUCGGGAGCGGGAGCGGGCGCAGCUUCUGGUUCUGGUUGUGGUUCUGGCUCAGGCUCAGGCUCAGGUGCAGCUUCACGCUUGACAACUGGCUCAGCGGCGGCAUCAAUGACGUCUCUCUUCACAACAGGUUCUGGGGAAGACCAGCCGUUGCAGUCAUCGAGCCAGACAUCGGUACGGCAUUCGACAAAACGUCGUUCAAUCUUGGUCACUUCCUCCCGCUUGAUCUUGAGAUCUUUGGUUCUGAAACCGGGCUCGGAGAGUCCUCCAUCAGGGUUGGUGAGAGCACCGCCGAAGCCAAGGAGGGUGUUCCAGGUAUCGGCGGUCGACUUGUUGCGUGUUCCCAAGGUUCGGACCUUGGCCUGAGCAUCACGGCAGAGCUCCUUGGCGGCCUCGUUGGCGUUGCAAGCUGUGCUGAGCUGAUCACAGAUUCUGUUGGUGAUGAUGUCUUUUUCGGUCGUUAGCACGGUUUCUCACAAGCAACGGAAAAGAGACAUACUUGGGUUCAACGCCUCUUGUUGGCCACGAGCACACAACGGGUCAGUGGGCAGGAAAGUAAAGUCGCCAGCAGAUCGUCCACCAAGACCACCUUCAAAUUUCAUGGUCGGAAUGCAAAGACCAAAGUCUGGGUCUUCUUUGAUUGUUUUCUCAGACAAUCUUGCCCUCGGUGCGGCGAGCGAGGUCGUCGCGAAGAGAAGAGCGACCGCUGCAGUUUCGACCUUCAUGAUUGCUGCUAAGAAAUCUUGGUGAUGGUCAAAAAAAUGAAUGUGAUGCUGGAAGGAUAUAGAAGUGAAAGGACUGUCUUGCAGGUGUGAAGUUGUCAAGAGCCGACCAGCGGUAUGGAAGAUUGAAAAAAAUCACAGAAAAACAAAAGGAACGUUGUUGAAGAGGUGAUAGGAAUGACGGGAUACAAAAAAACAAUUCCCACACGUUAGUAGGUCUUGGUACUCUUUUAUUAUAUGAUAUAGAAAGAUUGGGCGGAUGGUGGAUGUGCCGAGAGACUUGUUUCGAAGGUGAAGCGUGGGAUGUCGGAUCUCUGGUUUCAACCGGGGGCAGUCAGGGGUUUCCCCCAAAGACAAGACAAUCAGAGUUUACUGUCCGGGGGCCUUCAAACAUGCCCACGAGUAUCGAGAUCUCGCUUGUUGUUAUCCGUAGCUUAGUGCCAUCUACUGCUGCCAGCCAGUGUUUGAAGGACAUGCAAAACUUUAGUCCAUCAAAAUGUGGUGUUG
This is a messenger RNA of Exophiala oligosperma, 2800 nucleotides long. Its product is annotated as 3'(2'),5'-bisphosphate nucleotidase. Gene Ontology annotation, molecular function: 3'(2'),5'-bisphosphate nucleotidase activity. Lineage: Eukaryota; Fungi; Ascomycota; Eurotiomycetes; Chaetothyriales; Herpotrichiellaceae. Gene Ontology annotation, biological process: phosphatidylinositol phosphate biosynthetic process; sulfate assimilation. The coding region runs from base 115 to 1209 and encodes 364 amino acids. The transcript has a single exon. The record is from RefSeq and is a predicted model, not a curated record.